Messenger RNA from Sphaerodactylus townsendi, 975 nucleotides. Its product is annotated as olfactory receptor 6B1-like. The record is from RefSeq and is a predicted model, not a curated record. Gene Ontology annotation, biological process: G protein-coupled receptor signaling pathway. NCBI's taxonomy places the organism in Eukaryota, Metazoa, Chordata, Lepidosauria, Squamata, Sphaerodactylidae. Gene Ontology annotation, cellular component: membrane. The coding region runs from base 1 to 975 and encodes 324 amino acids. Gene Ontology annotation, molecular function: olfactory receptor activity; G protein-coupled receptor activity. The transcript has a single exon.
AUGCAGUGGACAAAUAAGACACAAGUGACUGUAUUUAUUCUAGUAGGUUUUCCUGGAAGCCUUAGACUGCAGCUAACAUUAUUUGUCAUUUUCCUGUUUGUGUAUUCAUUGACAGUCAUAGAGAAUAUCAUCAUAACAACACUUAUCCACACGAAUGUCAGCCUUCAUAAACCUAUGUACCUCUUCCUGAGCAAUCUUUCUUUCCUAGAGAUUUGGUAUGUCUCUGUUACUGUUCCUAAGAUGCUGGUGGGGUUUGUGUCAGAGAAGAAGGAUAUUUCUUUCCCAGGUUGCAUGGCCCAACUGUACUUCUUCCUGGGUCUUGCAUGUACAGAGUGUGUCCUUUUAGCUGUUAUGGCCUAUGACCGCUAUGUUGCUAUAUGCAACCCAUUGCGUUAUCCAGCGAUAAUGAAUCAAGAGCUCUGUAUCCGCUUAGCAGCUGGUUCGUGGCUAAGCGGCUUUUUCAUAGCCAUGGGGAAAGUCUUCUUCAUCUCCCGUUUGAGCUACUGUGGACCCAACAUCAUCAACCAUUUCUUCUGUGAUGUCUCCCCACUUCUCAACCUGGCCUGCACUGACAUGUCAUUGGCUGAACUCAUUGACUUCCUGCUGGCCUUGCUCAUACUCCUUGGCCCACUCUCUGUGACAAUUGCAUCCUACUUCUGCAUUAUCUCCACAGUUCUCCGCAUCCCUUCAGCCAAAGGGAAGCAAAAGGCAUUUUCCACCUGCACCUCGCAUCUUCUAGUAGUCACCAUUUUCUACGCUGCUUCUCUGUUCAUUUAUGCCCGGCCAAAGGCCCUCGCUGCAUUUAAUUUCAAUAAGUUAGUGUCUGUUAUCUACACUGUUUUAACACCACUGCUAAAUCCAAUCAUCUACUCCUUAAGGAACCAGGAGUUCAAGGAGGCACUCAAAAAAGCAGUGGACAGAUUUUCUUCUGGUCACUUACUUGGUAGACGUGUUAAUGGCAGAGAUGGGACUUAA